Molecule: messenger RNA, 1256 nt
Organism: Gilbertella persicaria
Lineage: Eukaryota; Fungi; Mucoromycota; Mucoromycetes; Mucorales; Choanephoraceae
Product: HECT-like ubiquitin-conjugating enzyme-binding-domain-containing protein
Exons: 3
Biological process (GO): protein autoubiquitination; protein monoubiquitination; protein polyubiquitination
Cellular component (GO): cytosol; nucleus; ubiquitin ligase complex
Molecular function (GO): cyclin binding; ubiquitin protein ligase activity; ubiquitin conjugating enzyme binding
Source: RefSeq, a predicted model, not a curated record
AAUGAUUCCUUUUUAUGCUGAAGAAUUGAGCAAUAUCAAUGUUUUGCGCGCUACUAUUUUGGUAGACGCAUCAUGUGAUGUUGCUCAAACACUUCAAAUAAAAGAUAAUGUCUUGACUUUAAAAGAUACAAUAGUAGCAGACCUUUCUUUGGUCAAUACAUUUAUAUCUACACAAAACCUUGUGAUAGCUCAACCCAACGAUGCCUUUACUGAUAGCAAUGGUCUUGUUCCCUGGGAAAUCAAACUCUCGCUACUCAAAUCUCCCUCACUUUUACGCUCACAACAAAAUGAAGUCAAAGAGUGGUGGUCAUCAAAAGAUGUGACUCCCAAGCAGCUACAUUGUCAACAUUGUGCUGCUUCUCUUAUAGACAAUGCUAUCACAUAUCAAGCUAAGGAUCUACCAUCAGAGCAUUGGUAUGAACUAGUUGAGUGUUGGAUUUGUCAUGAAACAAAGCCAGAAGAACAUAAAUCUCGCAUGAGACCUAUUUUAGCAAGGUCCAAUGUGAUUCUAGUAGGCACCACAUACUUUCUUUUGCAUCCUAAUAAUAUCGCAACAAAUGCUAUAGAAGUCAACAAGGCUGUAGCAGAUAGACAAGAUUGGGACAAAGGCACACUGACAAAAUGGAUUGCUAUCAACUGUUCAAAGUGUCAUCAUGCGAUUGGUGAAGGGCAGUAUUGUCAAGAAAAUCAACUAUUACAACUGCUGGCAGUCAAACUUUUUAAAUAUUCUGUAACUCCUAUACCAACACCUGUGGAACAACCUGUAUUUACAGACUUUUUCAUCUCUGAUCUAGUCAAUGCAGCAAAGAUUCAUGCUACUCAUAAAUUUUUGAUUCAAGGUAGACAGAAUGAGCAAAUCUAUUCACUCAUAUGGUUGUUUAAUUGGGAUACAAACAUUAUCUUUAAUCACGAUAAAGAAACACUCCAAAGACAAAGAGUGAUCAAAGUAAUGUAUUUGAGCUGUAAAGAACCUACUGAACAAGCUCGUAAAUACAUUCAACUGUGGUCUAAAGAUAAGUCAACAGAUCAUUUGAUUUAUCCUGAUGAUGUUUGUCAUCAACUUGUAAAUACACUACACCAAUCUACACUUAUUUUACCGCCAUUUAUGCAAACAAUCAACCACCCAGCCAUGAUAUUUUAUCAAGGAUUCUCUAUUGGCUUUUUACGACGCUCUGAUUGAGGUAAGAUUCUAUUUAGACAUAAUAAACCUAUUGGUGUCUCACUUAAGCUGUUUUAAACCUUGUAAACGAAGCGUC